Molecule: messenger RNA, 252 nt
Organism: Epithele typhae
Lineage: Eukaryota; Fungi; Basidiomycota; Agaricomycetes; Polyporales; Epitheliaceae
Exons: 3
Coding region: 1-252 (83 amino acids)
Source: RefSeq, a predicted model, not a curated record
AUGCUCUCCCCCCGCGGCGCGCCCCUGCUCAUGCGACACACCACUCCCUCACUCCUCGGCCGCAUCAACGGCGGCGACGGUAACAUCCUCACCUCCGGCGUGUACGGCACCUCGAAGAACUCGGGUCCCAUGUCACUCACCUCGUCCGGCACCGAGGCUCUGGCGUCGCUCGCGCGUCGCCAUCCUCACCGCCAUAUGGGCAGGCGGGAGACAGCGUGCAGCGGUUUCGCGCCGCACCGCACGUGGGGCUGA